AUGUAUUCUUCUUAUCAACUUCCACCUGGUUGGAGGAUUGCAUAUACCACUGAUGGAAAAGUUUAUUACCUUGAUGACAAAAAUAAGACUACUCAUUGGCAUUUACCUCAAAAUUUAUAUCAACAACAAAUAAAUUCUCAACCAAAUAACUUAAAUAAACAAUUCACUUAUUCUAAUAAAAGUCCUAAUGCACCAAAAAGAAGUCCUGGAUCAAUUCAGUCUACCUUUGUUGAGUUUAAAAAACCACCACCAUUUAUUAUUAGCACAACUCCAAAAUUAACUAGUAAUUCCUUACUAACUUCAUCAGGGACAAUAUCAAAUGAUUUAAAAGAUACUUUUGAAAUCAUUGAUGAUUUCUUUCAACCAUCAAAAAAACCUAAUACACCAACUAUUAAAAAAGAUAAUGAAGUUGUUCUUUCUUCAGAUAAAAAGAUUAAGCCAAAUAUUAAUCUUUCUACUUUAAUAGAAGAUAAAGUAAAUUUAAGAGUUCCAUUACCUUAUACUCAAAUUAACAAAAGUUUUAAUUAUCCAAUACCACGGCCUGCAAUAAACACUAAUAUUUGUCCAUGUGGAAAAGAGUUUGGAUAUUUAAAACAUCAAAAACAACAAUGCAAAUGUUGUAGAAGGUAUUUUGGCAAUGACUGUUUAACUAAUCAAAAAUGUAUUCUUUGUAAUUAUCAUCAAGAUGGAAAGUGUCUUGGAUCAUUACUAACAUACUGUGAAUCAUCAGAUUAUAAAGAUGCAAAUAUUGGACUUCAAACAUUAUUUACGGCAAAUUCAAUAAACACAUUCCCUACAAAAGUAAUAAUUGAAAGUGGUAUGAUUCCAGCAAUUUUAACUGCACUAAAACACCCAUUUUGUUGUUUGUCUGUAUUAAACCUUAUUGUUGCUUUUAGACAACAUACAUUUAUUCGGUUUACAGAUAAAGAAUUAAGUCAUUUUGGACGUUUAGGAUCAACUUCGGAUGAUGGAAGAAUAAUAGAACUUUGUAUUUAUUUGUUACUGGCAGCUGUAAUAGAAAAACUUCCACUUCCAUCUACAUUAUUUGAAUUAAUAUCAUUACCAAGAAGUAUAUCUCAGCAACUAUAUCAAAGUCAUAUCCUUCGUUUAGCAUUGUCCCAAUAUCAUUUUCAUCCAGAAAUAACAAUGGCAUUAAUAUCUUCAAUGAAGAAACAAAAUAUAGUUUUAAGUUCUGUAAUGAUUUAUGACUUAAUUCAAUUAUUACCUAAUUCUAUUAUACUUGAUAUUCUAACUUUCUCUUCAUUUAAUCCAACACAACGUCUUGCAUUAUUAAAUAGUAAUAUAUUAUCAUCUCUUAUUCCAACUGCUGAAUCAUUACAAAUUACUAUCAAUUUAAUUGAUACACAAUACAUACCCUUCUUUGAAGGACAUAUGGAAUUAAUUGCUCAUUUAUUGAUUGACGAACAUGCACUAACAGGAGAAUUGUCAAAAAAGUGCUGUCUAUUUUUAUCUUCACCACAAAAACAAGAGUUUAUAACAUCUUUAAUUCAAAUAGGAGCUGUACCAUUACUUCUUCGUUCAGUUAUUACAGAAAAAAUAGGAAUUGGAUUAAAUAUAGUAGCUGAAGCAAAAAUGAAAGAAUGUAUUAAUAUAUUAUUAUCAAUUAGUGAAAAUAAUGAAGUCAGAGAACAAUGGCUUGGUGCGAUGAAAGCUCUUGGAGGAAUAAAUAAAGAUAUGACAGAUUAUAUUCUUAUUGUUGUCAAUUGUAUUAAACAACAAGAAUCUGUUAAAAGUGCAUUAGAAUUAAUGUUAAUAUCAGAAAGUAUAAUUGAAAUGAUUAAACAAACUGAUGAGAAUUUGAUUGGAUUACUUCAAACAGAAUAUCGUGGAGGAGCUGCUAAAGUUAUUCUUAAAGUAUUUCAAAUGGGAGAAAAACAAUUAUUAAUAAAUAAAGGAUUAUUUAGUGCAAUAGCACAAAGUAUUGAAAGUGAAUGUAAUGAAGAAGUAUUAAAACUAAUUCCAUUAUUUAUCGGAGAAACUCAAAGCGGAAUUCUAUUACAAAGAAUUAUUCAUAAAAUUGCAGGGACAUAUCUUCUUCAAACACAAUUUACACAAAUAAGUUUAGAGACAUUAGUAUUAUUAUGUAAAGAUCAAACUAUAUUACCAUUAUUACAUUCAGUUCAAAUUAAUGGAUUUGAAAAUUUUAUGCAAUUUUUAGUAUUAAGAAUAUUUACAGCAAAGCCAGAAAUUAAAAUAUGUUAUUUACAAUUAUUUCAUAAUUAUAUAAUUACAAGUUAUUGUGAUGAAAUAAAAAAAUAUUCAAUUGCUAAUAUUGUUUGUCAAAUAUAUUUUAAUUCUGACGAUCAUUUAAUUUUGAUUGAAUGUAUAAAGUGUUUGAAUAAAUUAAUUUCAUUACCUCAAACUUGUGGAAGUAUUUUAUAUAGACAAAUAGAACAAAAACUAAUAUCUCUUUUAUUUUCCGUUUAUUCUUUAUCAAAUUCAAAUCAAAUACUUCUUUUUGAAGAAUGUAUUAAAUUAGUUUUAACACUAUCAACAUUACACCCUUCCCAUUUACCAAUAUUACUUCCAAUCAUUCAAUUAAUUCCAUUUGAUAGAAUCCCAAAUUCUACAAAAUCAAAUUGUCUAUUAUUAUUAUUACAAUUAACUUCAAUUGAUCCUUCUGUAUCUGCUUUAAUUUAUCCUGCAUUAUCAAAUCUAACAUAUGCCUCAACUCAAAUAUUAGCAAAACUUAUUUCUAUAUCAACAACUAUUACUCCUUUAUAUAAACUUUAUUAUUAUUUCACUGAAGAAGUUUUAAUUGAUUUUUUAAAAACAGGAGAUAUUGAUUUAGUAACAAGAGCUUUAGAAAUUAUUUCAACUCGUUCUCCAUCAGUUCCAUUAGUUUGUUCAUUAUUUAAAUUACUUACAACAUCAUUACCAGAAGAAACUAAAUUAUCUACGUUCCAUAUUUUACAACAAAUACUUCCUGAUAUAACAAUUAUUAAUCUUCUUCCUUCAUUAAAUAAAAUUCUUCCUUUAUUAAUUAAGUUACAUGGAACUGAUUUAUUACCAUUAUUUUCUAUUGUUAUGACUGCUUGUCCAAAAGAGUUUUCUUCAAUGAUUAUUAAAACUAACUUAAAAGAUUGUUUAGUACAAUCAAAAAAUUUACAACAAUUUAUUUCCUUAGCACUUACUCUUGAUCCAAUAGAUUUACUUCCUUAUUUUUUACCAUUACUUAAUUCUCUUAUCACUUCAAAUCCUAUUUUUGUUAAAACAGUUCUUGCUGCUUUAACUACUUUAUUAAAUAAAUCAGAAAGUGUUAUAGAUAAUGAAGGGUUAGUUGUUUCAUUAGCAGAAUUACUUUCUAAUAAGCAAUUAAUAGAACAAAGUGUUUCUCAUUUUAAAAUCAUUUUAAAACACCAGUGUUUUGUCCGUGAAUAUUUAAAAAAUGGAAUUGACAACCUUAUUCAAUUCUAUAAGAAUAACCAACUCAAAGAAGAAAUUAUUGAAGCCGUUAAACAAAAUUGUUGUGAAGAGUCAUUGCCAUUACUUAACUAUAUUCUUGAAGACGCAAUUCAAGGAAACAAAAAUGCAUUAAAUGCAGUUAACCAAUUUAUGAAAAAAGGAAUCGGAAGAGAAUGUGUAACAUUAAAAAAUAAAGAGUUGUUAGCAUUAAGUAUUAAUUGUCCAAAUGCACUUUGUUCUCUUUCUUUAAUUAACGACACCCAAUUAGAAAGUACAUUAUUAUUACAACUCAUUGAUAGAAGAGAACAACUAACAAAUAAACAACUAGUUUAUUUAAUUCGAAUAAUAGCACAACAAAUGUUAUUUGGAUUUGAUAUUGAAUCUUCAUUAGUAUCAAAAUUAUUAGAAAAUAAUGAUGAAGAAGUAAUCAUUGAAUUAAUGUCAUUAAUUGUUUUAAAUCCUUUUAAGUAUUCUGUUUGUUUAAAGGAUUUUCCUUUAUCAAACUAUCAUUCAUUAGAACCAUUUGUGACAUACUUACAACCUUUCAUUAUUUAA
Molecule: messenger RNA, 3981 nt
Organism: Entamoeba dispar SAW760
Lineage: Eukaryota; Evosea; Mastigamoebida; Endamoebidae
Exons: 1
Coding region: 1-3981 (1326 amino acids)
Biological process (GO): hippo signaling; positive regulation of transcription by RNA polymerase II
Cellular component (GO): cytoplasm; nucleus
Molecular function (GO): protein binding; transcription coactivator activity
Source: RefSeq, a predicted model, not a curated record